Molecule: messenger RNA, 1149 nt
Organism: Cylicostephanus goldi
Lineage: Eukaryota; Metazoa; Nematoda; Chromadorea; Rhabditida; Strongylidae
Source: the annotation of a GenBank genome assembly
AUGCUUUCGAGCAAAAGUGUUUCAUCUAAAGCGAAGAAAUUGAAAGCAAAUUAUGCCAGCGCAGUGAAAACGUCUUCAUCUACACAUGAGCCAAGUGUUACUCUCAUGCCCAUAGUCUUUGCUAUCAAAAUUUUAAGACUUGUGGCUAUACCAAAACCACUGGGCGGAGUUUUGGUGAUCGGAUCGAAUGAAGUCAUAUACUUGAACCAAUCUGUGCCUCCUUGCGGAAUUAGUCUGAACAGCUGUUACGACAAUUUUACGAAGUUUCCUUUGAAAGAUCUGAAACAUUUGUCUAUGACUCUGGAUGCUGGCGCAGCGGAGUGGAUUGGUAGUAAUCAUGUUGCGUUGGGUACAAUGGACGGCAGGUUGUUCAUCCUCACUCUUCUCACGGAUUCUUCAGAAACUGUCAGAUCUCUCGAUAUAGAGCACGUUUUCGAUACAUCUAUUGCUUAUUGCAUGAACUUAUGUUCUCCUGGCCGUCUCUUCAUCGGUUCUCGGCUUGGUGAUUCGCAGCUUCUGGAAUUCAUUGUGGAAAAAGAGGAAAUAAAGGAAUCCUCUCCGGAACCGAAGAAGGCUAAAGUUGAGGAGAAGAUAAACGCGGAUGAGGAUGAUCUUGAACUUUACGGCGAACAGAUCAUUGAACAAGUGAUUGUUGCUUCCGGACAUACAGUCAAUGGUUCAAUCUGUGUAUUGCAAAGGACUGUCCGACCCGACAUAAUCACCAGCAGCUUAUAUCUCAUCGUAUCCCGCACACGAUCUUCUUUGAUUCUGGAGUUAGGCGAAGAUAUGGUCGAGUUGGAGGAGCCGUUGUUCCUUUCGGACGAACCUACCGUAGCAGCGGGAGAGCUAGCAGAUGGUGGUCUUGCUGUUCAAGUGACUUCUUUACGUGUAGCUCUCGUGGCAGAAGAGAAACAACUCCAGCAGAUUGAUUUGGACUCCAACUUCCCCGUUGUUGCUGCAUCAAUAGUUGAUCCAUAUGUGGCAUUGCUGACUCAAAACGGUCGAUUGAUGUUGUUCCAUCUCGUGUUGAACCCUACUGUGCACCUACAGGAAAUUGACAUAUCGAACACCGCUUUUGCGGAGAAAACAGUCCACCACCGGGCACCUUUGACAGCGCUCUCAAUUUAUCGCGAUAUGAGUGGGCUCAUG